CUAGGCGCAGUUUCUGGACGAUGGACAAACUGACCCGGCGUUCCUAUCUCAAGAGUUGCAUCAUUAAUUACCAUCCGUCUGCACCGUGUCUCAAAUGCCUAGACUGAUCACGAAAUGACGCCUGACGAGCGCGAGAAUGAGGCAGGCAUUCCGAGUGACAUAGAGUUGGCCUUCGCCAAGUCCGGCCCCAGUCCAGACAAUGUCCAAGCGACAUCUGGAGAACAAAGAGAAGGGGAGUCGCCCGUAGCGAGGACGGCAACCAACACCUCCAUUGCUGAGACGCUCUCGCUCCCUCACGAAAUUGCUUUCGUCGGAUUAGUUUGCAUGGCGCAGCUGACCACACAGGCGGGCCUCGGCCAAGCAUUAUCGAUACUUCACAUCAUAGGCGACAGCUUUGGUAUCACAGACCCUGGACAACUCACGUGGCUCAUCGCGGGCUACAGCUUGACUGUGGGCACUUUCAUUCUCUUCUCCGGCCGUCUGGGCGACGUCUUUGGAUACAAGCGGUUGCUGCUGAUCGGGUGGGCCUGGUUUUCCUUGUGGUCGGCAGUGGCGGGCUGCGCCAUCUACUCCAACUACGUGCUCUUCAUCUUCUCGCGGGUGCUGCAGGGAAUCGGCCCGGCCAUCUGCUUGCCGAACGGGCUCGCAAUCCUCGGGGCGACCUACGCGCCGGGCCGCCGCAAGGCCAUGUGCUUCGCCAUCUUCGGCGCCAUGGCCCCCGCCGGCUUUCUCGUCGGGGCACUCUUCGCUAGCCUGUUUUCCAUGGCAUUCUGGCCGUGGGCGUUCUGGGCCUUUUCCAUCGCCCUGGCCGGCCUGGCGGUAGCCGGCAUCUUCAUCAUCCCAGACCCGCCGCGUAAGUUCGCCGCCGCGAUGUCGCUCCGGGGCCGAAUGGAGCAGCUCGACAUUCCGGGCGCUGUGACCGGCGUCGCUGCGUUGGUGCUGUUCAACUUCGCAUGGAAUCAGGCGCCCAUCGACGGGUGGCAGGCACCCCAUGUGAUCGUGAUGCUGAUCCUCGGCGUUCUCCUCGGCGUUGUCUUUUUCAUACUCGAAACGCGCUACUCGCCACAGCCCCUAAUCCCCUUCGAGAUCUUCAGCUCCGACGUGUCCUUUGUGCUGGCGGCGUUGGCGCUAGGAUGGAGCUGCUUCGGCGUGUUCGUGUACUACCUCUGGCAGUUCGAGGAGGUGCUGCUGGGCGCCACUCCGCUGCUCGUGACGGCGCGCUUCACUCCUGUUGCCAUUUCUGGCACCAUGGCGGCCGUCUUCACGGGAAUGCUGCUGCACCGCCUCGGCCCUGCCGUGGUGAUGACGAUGGCGCUUACCUCCUUCACCGUCGGCAGCAUCCUGAGCGCCACCGUACCUCAGGAUCAGACUUAUUGGGCGCAGGUCUUUGUGACGCUGCUGGUCAUCUCGUGGGGCAUGGACAUGAGCUUCCCGGCCGCGACGUUGAUCCUGUCCGACGCUAUGGCCAAGGAGCACCAAGGCAUCGCGGCCAGCCUGGUCAACACCAUUGUCAACUACAGCAUCUCGCUGGGGCUAGGGCUAGCAGGUACGGUGGAGGUUCACGUCAACAAGGGCGGCAAGACGAGGGCAGAUCUGCAGAAUGGCUACCAUGGCGCGCAAUACAUGGGCAUCGGGCUGGCUGGUCUUGGCACGGUCGUGUGCUGCUGCUUUUUGUUAAAGGAGCAUCUCGAUGUUAAGUAGUUAUUAUCUAAAGAGACCCGGGGCAUCACAACACAACGGCAAAGGACAGCACCACAACCACAACAAACGACAUACAUUUAACCCUAAGCAUAUAGGUAGGCGGAGAUGGGUCUAGGUCGACCAGGGAAUAGAUUUGAGUAUCACAUCAACGGUGAUGUCCUCUUCGGAUUCGAGAAUUACUAGGCU
Phialemonium atrogriseum is the source of this 1887-nucleotide messenger RNA. Its product is annotated as major facilitator superfamily-domain-containing protein. The record is from RefSeq and is a predicted model, not a curated record. Gene Ontology annotation, molecular function: transmembrane transporter activity. Gene Ontology annotation, cellular component: membrane. Gene Ontology annotation, biological process: transmembrane transport. The annotation marks the transcript as partial. The transcript has 3 exons. Lineage: Eukaryota; Fungi; Ascomycota; Sordariomycetes; Cephalothecales; Cephalothecaceae.